Molecule: messenger RNA, 864 nt
Organism: Laccaria bicolor S238N-H82
Lineage: Eukaryota; Fungi; Basidiomycota; Agaricomycetes; Agaricales; Hydnangiaceae
Exons: 4
Coding region: 1-864 (287 amino acids)
Source: RefSeq, a predicted model, not a curated record
AUGCACCAACAUCUUGCCGCUGCACUCGAGCAGCAAUAUGCGAAUGUCAAGCUCCAGUACCCAGAAGAGGGCCGUCGGAAACGGAUCCUCCACGUACUCGCACAUCUGUGGGGUCCCCUUAAGCUUGCAGCGACGCCCCCCUCCGAGUCUCUGCAUGGUCCAUCCUCAACCUCGACUACUAUCCAGGACUUUGACCCCAUGGAUCAUCUAUUGGAUGAUGAAGAGUUAGGCGUAGUAAUCAGAACAGAUUACUCCAACGAAGACGCUUGGAAUAAUUUCGUGAAGAAACUUCGACAAUCUGAAGUGGAAUUUGUCGAGAGCACCCAAGAACCAGAGGCAGAUACAGAAGGGACUGACAAGGCGGCCACGUCUAGCGAUAACAUGGCAAUCGACCCCCCUUCAGCAGAUUCCGAUGACUCUUCAGACGAAAUGUCCAUUAUCAAGAUAAUCGACCCAACCACACCAGAAGACAGAGGUCUGUUACACGACAUAUCCAACCUAACUGCCCUCCGUCUGCUCAACGACGUCGAUAUUCGCCCCUCACCCGACCGGCCUCCUGGAACGAAACCAAUAUCUCCACCCAACCCCUUGGUUGAUCAAGGAGGCUGGCAGGAAAUAUACUUUGGAAAAAAUAUCUGGAUCUAUGACUCGCGUUCCAAUCUCGACGAAUGUGUUCGCGUUAUAAGUCAAGUGGGGGAUAUCUACGGAACCGCUACUGGGGACAGUUGGCGGGCUCGCGUCACUCACAUCUGUGAACUGCAAUUCAAUAUGUCGUACCUUGGGAUGAAAGUUGACUUUGGAGGUCUUGAUAGGUGGGACUAUGGUGAAAGGCAGCGGAACUUGAAAGAAGCCGCCAUCGUAUAA